Messenger RNA from Nerophis lumbriciformis (worm pipefish), 687 nucleotides. The record is from RefSeq and is a predicted model, not a curated record. NCBI's taxonomy places the organism in Eukaryota, Metazoa, Chordata, Actinopteri, Syngnathiformes, Syngnathidae.
AAAAAAAUGGAAGGCUCUGUAUCAAACCUCGACGUUUGUAAUUUGGCAUAUUUGGGUCAGUUCGAGAAACUAAAACAGUGCAUUUUAUCGGAUAAAACCCUUGCUUGCAAAACAGACCAGGAUCACAGAACUGCCCUACAUUGGGCUUGUUCGGCUGGCCAUACCAACAUUGUUUCAUUUCUACUUGACCUGGGAGUUGAAGUGAACUUGCAAGAUGAUACUGCAUGGACCCCUCUUCACAUUGCAUCCUCUGCUGGUAGAGAAGACAUUGUCAGAGCAUUAAUAUCUAAAGGAGCUCAGCUGAACUCUGUGAAUCAAAAUGGAUGCACUCCUCUACAUUACGCCGCCUCGAAGGACAGAUAUGAGAUUGCCUUGCUGUUGCUUGAAAAUGGAGCAGACCCUAAUGCCACAGACAAACUUGAUUCAACUCCACUUCAUAGAGCGUCUGCCAAGGGCAACUAUCGCCUGAUCCAGCUGCUUCUCAAACAGAGUGCCUCGACCAACAUUCAGGACUCGCAGGGCAACACAGCACUCCACUUGGCGUGUGACGAGGAGCGUGUCGAAGCGGCCAAGUUGUUGGUGGAACAUGGGGCAAGCAUUUACAUCGAAAACAAGGAAGAGAAAACUCCCCUUCAAAUGGCAAAGGGCAGUCUGGGCAACUUACUUCGUCGAAUUGUUGAAGGAUGA